Molecule: messenger RNA, 1026 nt
Organism: Penicillium hordei
Lineage: Eukaryota; Fungi; Ascomycota; Eurotiomycetes; Eurotiales; Aspergillaceae
Product: DUF3632 domain-containing protein
Exons: 1
Coding region: 1-1026 (341 amino acids)
Source: RefSeq, a predicted model, not a curated record
AUGUCUUAUACCAACAACUCCUAUCCUCUCCGCAGUAGUCGCACCGAAAAAUGUGGUUUAGUUGCUCCUGACCCUACGUACCCGAGAGAAAACCUUGAAGACCUUCGAAACCUUCUACUCAGUAUUAGCGAGUGGUAUACCGAAGGAAAGCGGAGUGUUUCACUUAUAGAGGACUACCUGCUUGAUGCGUGGGACGUACUCAUUCAAACCUCGAAGAUGACUCCCUCGACGAGCCCAGAACAAGACAGCCUCGUUGUUCUUAUCUCAAGCAUCAAGGAAUUUGGAAUCCUUCACCGCAACGAGAGAGAUACCCAGGACCAAGAGACUACAAUGUUAUCAAACGGACAGAAAUUCUGGAUCGAUCUUCCUUACCUGGCAAGAAAGAUGCAGCAUUCAUGGAUUAUUGAGUCACACCAGUAUACCACUACCGAGCGAGCCAAUUUCGCAGUGUUGACUGCCAAGCUAUGCGCUGGCGGGAUAUGUGAAGCUGAGCUGAGCUUCGUUGCUCUCUGGUUACUCAGAGAGACACUUGAGGUACAGCGGCCUCUGACGAAGCAACUGGAUAUUCCGAAGAGCGAAAAUUCGCUGUCAAUCACUGAACUACUUCCUGCCUGCUUCUCAUGGCUCUCGAACGCCAAAUUCAAGCUUAUAAAGUUAGUAGCGCAAAAUUACGACCCUACUUUGUCUAUGGUUAUUGAAUCAAAUCACCAAAUCCAUAUGGACAUCGGAGAUCUCGCAGCCAAAGCAAACAUCACUCAACCUGGUUUUAGUCUUCCACGAUGGGUGUUCUGGAGACUACGUCUCAAAGAGUUAAGCCGUUGUGGAGAUGCAGUUAUCGCUAAGCUAGCGGAGCAGAGUUUUAGCGAGAUGGUUCACACCGGAGUUGUGUUGGGUAUUGUUGUUCAUGGCGAGAGGAAUUAUUUUGAAAAAGUCAGUGAAGCACUUACUGCGGAGUUCAAAGCAAAAGGUAUGACUGAAACUGUUGAUACAAGUGAUAUAAAUAUCAAUAUGGACUGGGCAGACUAA